AUGGCUUCCUUCAACCACCACCAAUCUUCCUCUUCCUGGGCCAUUGGCCCCAAUGGCUUCCAAAAAUACCAACAAACACCAGAACAGAGGGCCAUCUUCACACAGGGUCAAUCGAUCCCCCUCUUCUACCAACCAGACGGGAGCAUUGCUCCAACCAUGCCAACAUUUGGGUUCUCCCAACCACCACCACCUCAACCUCAACCUCAACCUCAACCUCACCACUACCACCACCAACCACCGCCACCUCCCUCAUCAGACUUCUCUUUCGAGACGAGGACCCCUUUCUCGACCACAACACCCGGCCCCGAGGCCCGCGUCAAAGCCCUCGAGGCUCAACUCGAGGAGAUGUGCCUCGCCAAAGUUGCAGCGGAGGAGGCAGCAAACGCUGCAACUGACCAGCGGGCCGAGUUGUGGGAGAGAAUGAAGAAGGUGGAGGCCGACGCAGAGAGGCUUGUUGCCGGGGGAACGCUAACCGAGGGCGUCAGGAAGGAGAUUUUCGCUCGCAUGCGAGUACAGGGAAAGAAGCGGCUCAAGAAAUUGGGCCCCGGCUCGACCAAUUCACCAUCGACCACCACCACUGCCGAGAUCUCUGAGGGUACGACCAGGGAGACGUUCAUCUACGGGUACAUUGCCUCGGACGAUGUCGUCUCCUAUACCAAUGCCUCCACGUCGACCUCCGAUGAUUCUCGGUACGUCGAUGCCGGUUCGGACCCUGUCGUCUCCUACACCGACACCUCCACCUCGACAACCGACGAUCAUCCUUAUACAGACACUGGAUCUGAUCCAGUUGUCUCGUAUACCGAUGCCGCCACUUCGACUGCCGACUCACAAACAUUCACCAGCGUUGGCACGAUGACCGAGCCAGCGUUGUCCCGAGUCCAAGUCAUUGGCGGGAUGAUAUCUUCCAAGUGGCAAGCAGCCAAGAAAAAGAGAACCUUUUUCACUCGUUUUGUUGUUCUCUGCCUUGUGCUCGCAGCUCUUGGUUGUAUCAUCAACCAAAUCGUCAAGUCCUGCCGCCACACCCCUGAGGUGCUGGUGGAGGAUCCAGAACCAGAGACCGUCCCCGCUUGCGACGAGGUCAUCCGCCAGAUCGAGAGGGUUCUCUUCCCGGUCUGCAAGGAGGACGUCUCUGUGUUGCCCGACCUUCGCUUCUGCGGCGAUCGGGGUCCUCUCUGCUGGCUCAAGUGCCUGCGUGUUCUGCCCGGCCGCUCUGGUGGGUUCAGAUACGCUCGGCGCUUGGGUUUCUCUUGUCAGUACCUCAAGGACGCAUGA
Messenger RNA from Hymenoscyphus albidus, 1272 nucleotides. The record is from the annotation of a GenBank genome assembly. Lineage: Eukaryota; Fungi; Ascomycota; Leotiomycetes; Helotiales; Helotiaceae.